AUGCUAAGUGCAGAAUAUCAGGAGUUUAUGACUCCCUCAAAGUACGGGACUCUCACCAAAAUCAUUAAUACUGCUCGUGAAAGGGAGAUAGAGCUGAAGAAGCAGAUAGAUAGAGGGGAAAGAAGGUCACAAGUUGUUAAUCCCAGCCCCACGAAAAAGGCACGUACGACUGAGUCGUCAAAGAAACAGGAAGGAAAAAGCGGGUCGCCAAGCUGCAAGGUAUGCGGGAAAGGGCACAAGGGUGAGUGUCGGUUUAAACAUAAGACAUGUCCCAUAUGUGGGAAGACAGGGCACACGGCUGCAUUAUGCCCCGGGAAGGUAUCGGUGUGUUAUAAACGCUACCAACCGGGUCACAAGAAAUCGGAAUGCCCGGAGCUAGUCAGGAAAAAGGAUGGCAAGGAUUCACAUACGGAGACUCCAAAAGAAAAAGCCAGAUCCUUCUAG
Molecule: messenger RNA, 444 nt
Organism: Helianthus annuus (common sunflower)
Lineage: Eukaryota; Viridiplantae; Streptophyta; Magnoliopsida; Asterales; Asteraceae
Exons: 1
Coding region: 1-444 (147 amino acids)
Molecular function (GO): zinc ion binding; nucleic acid binding
Source: RefSeq, a predicted model, not a curated record